AGAUCACCAUGGCGACUGGACAGAGGUUGAUGAGAGCUGUCAGAGUGUUUGAAUUUGGUGGACCCGAAGUCCUGAAACUCCAGUCGGAUGUGGCCGUGCCGAUUCCGAAAGACCACCAGGUUCUAAUCAGGGUCUACACGUGUGGUGUGAACCCCGUGGAGAGGUACAUUCGCUCCGGGACGUAGAGGAAGCCACCCCUGCCCUACAUGCCUGGCUCUGACGUGGCUGGGGUGGUGGAAGCCAUUGGAGACGGUGCGUCUGCUGUCAAGACAGGUGACAGGGUCUUCAUGACCAGCACGCUCUCUGGGGACUAUGCGGAGUAUGCACUUGCAGCGGAUCACACCAUCUACAAACUGCCCGACGAGCUGGACUUCCAGCAAGACGCGGCCAUCGGUGUCCCAUAUUUUACGGCGUUUCGAGCUCUGAUCCACAGUGUCCGCGCAAAGGCUGGCGAGAGCAUUCUGGUUCACGGGGCUAGCGGAGGAGUUGGCUUAGCAGCAUGCCAGAUUGCUAGAGCUUGUGGCUUGAGGGUUUGGGGCGCGGCUGGUACCAAGGAGGGAUGGAAGAUUGUCUUGCAAAAUGAAGCCCAUGAAGUGUUUAAUCACCAAGAAGUUAACUACAGAAGAGUCAUAGUUGUUGGCAUCAGAGGUACUAUUGAAAUCAACCCUCGGGAUACCAUGGCCAAGGAGUCUAGUAUCAUUGAAAUUCAUCUCUUUUCCUCAACCAAGGAGGAAUUUCAGCAAUUUGCAGCAGCCCUUCAAGCUGGAAUGGAAAUUGGUUGGUUGAAACCUGUAAUAGGUUCUCAGUAUCCGCUGGAGAAGGUGGCCCAAGCUCAUGAAAAUAUCAUUCACGGCGGUGGGGCUACUGGAAAAAUGGUUCUUCUCUUACGAUGAUGAAUCAUUUCAUGCGAUUUUCUACAUAACAAGAGGUUCUCUCUCCUCUAUUUUUACUUAAUUGUCUGCUCUUUGAUUAACGUUCAGUUGAUUCUGUGAGUUUCUUAUGUGAAAAAAUAAGAUUUUU
Carlito syrichta (Philippine tarsier) is the source of this 1020-nucleotide messenger RNA. RefSeq names its product quinone oxidoreductase-like. Gene Ontology annotation, molecular function: zinc ion binding; mRNA 3'-UTR binding; quinone reductase (NADPH) activity. Gene Ontology annotation, cellular component: cytosol. The record is from RefSeq and is a predicted model, not a curated record. NCBI's taxonomy places the organism in Eukaryota, Metazoa, Chordata, Mammalia, Primates, Tarsiidae.